Molecule: messenger RNA, 3866 nt
Organism: Hypomesus transpacificus
Lineage: Eukaryota; Metazoa; Chordata; Actinopteri; Osmeriformes; Osmeridae
Product: dynactin subunit 1-like
Biological process (GO): establishment of mitotic spindle orientation; nuclear migration
Cellular component (GO): axon; microtubule associated complex; kinetochore
Source: RefSeq, a predicted model, not a curated record
CCCCUCUUCCUGUCUUUCUCUCCAGCUGACCAGCGCCUUGAUCAGCAGGAUGAGUGGAGCGGAGGGUGGAGGCCGGCCGGCCAAGGUGGGCUCCCUGGUGGAGGUGAUCGGGAAGGGCCAGCGCGGCACGGUGGCCUACGUGGGCGCCACGCUGUUCGCCUCGGGCAAGUGGGUGGGCGUGAUCCUGGACGAGGCCAAGGGCAAGAACGACGGCACGGUGCAGGGCAAGCGCUACUUCACCUGCGAGGAAAACCACGGCAUCUUCGUACGGCAGAGCCAGAUUCAGCUGGUGGAUGAGGGUUCCAGCACCCCCUCUCCAGACACACCGGAGGCCCCCACCUCCAAGGUCCUCAGGCAGAAAGACAUUCUUGAGACUCCAAAGUCAACCAAGCAGACAUCUGCCCUUAAGAAGUCCUCAACCCGCCGUCCGACCAAGACUCCUAAGCCUUCCGGCCUCUCCACCUCUCUCUCUGGUGAUGUCAGCGAGGCGGGGCUAUCCCAGAGUGCCCUGGGGGCGCCCGUCGUCCCGCUGCCGAGCGGAUCUCCCGCCACGGCCGGAGGCCCGCCCCCAGCCACGUCCAGCAAGGGGGAGAGUGUCGUUUACAAGCAGGAGGAGGACUCCCUGCGGGGCCAGCUGAAGGACCUGGAGGAGAAGCUGGAGACCCUGAGGAUGAAGCGCUCGGAGGACAAGGCCAAGCUGAAGGAGCUGGAGAAGAGUCGCAUCCAGCUGGAGCAGCUGCAGGAGUGGAGGAGCAAGAUGCAGGAGCAGCAGACUGACCUGCAGAAACUUCUGAAGGAGGCCAAGAAGGAUGCCCUGGAGGCCCAGGAGGGGAAGGAACGCUACAUGGAGGAGAUGGCCGACACAGCGGACGCCAUCGAGAUGGCCACGCUGGACAAGGAGAUGGCUGAGGAGCGUGCGGAGUCCCUCACGGUGGAGGUGGAGUCACUGAAGGAGAAGGUGGAGGAGCUCACCAUGGACCUGGAGAUCCUGAAGCACGAGAUCGAGGAGAAAGGUUCGGACGGAGCAGCCUCCAGCUACCACGUCAGGCAACUGGAGGAGCAGAACAGCCGGCUGAAGGAGGCGCUGGUCAGGAUGCGGGACCUGUCGUCGUCGGAGAAGCAGGAGCACGUGAAGCUUCAGAAGCAGAUGGAGAAGAAGGGUGGAGAGCUGGAGGUGCUGAGGACCCAGAGGGAGAAGCUGCAGGAGGAGAUGAAGCAGGCCGAGGUCACCAUCGACGAGCUCAAGGAGCAGGUGGACGCGGCUCUGGGGGCGGAGGAGAUGGUGGAGACCCUGACGGAGAGAAACCUGGACCUGGAGGAGAAGGUCAGGGAGCUGAGAGAGACUGUCACCGACUUGGAAGCCAUCAACGAGAUGAACGACGAGCUCCAGGAGAACGGGCGUGAGACGGAGAUGGAGCUGCGGGAGCAGCUGGACCUGGCGGGGGGGCGGGUCAGGGAGGCCCAACGCAGAGUGGAGGCAGCACAGGAGACCCUGGCUGACUACACACACACCAUCAGCAAGUACAGGGAGCUGACCUCCAGUCUGCAGGAGACCAACCGGGAGCUGACCAAUCAGCAGAGUGCCAGUGCAGAACAGGAGCAACCUCCAGCUGAGCUGUUUGACUUCAAGAUCAAGUUUGCAGAGACCAAGGCCUAUGCUAAGGCCAUAGAGAUGGAGCUGAGGAAGAUGGAGGUGAGCCAGGCUAACAGGCAGGUGUCCCUGCUCACCUCCUUCAUGCCCGACUCCUUCCUGCGUCACGGAGGAGACCACGACUGCAUCCUGGUGCUGCUGCUCAUCCCCCGGCUCAUCUGCAAGGCUGAGUUGAUCAGUAAGCAAGCCCAGGAGAAGUUUGACCUGAGUGUGACCCCAGUGGUGCGUCCUGGGAUGCGAGGUCCUCCAGGAGAGCAGCUCAGCUUCGCGUCCGGCCUGGUGUACUCUCUGAACCUGCUGCAGGCCACACUGCACCGCUACCAGGGGGCCCUGAGCAGCUGCAGUGUGGAGGUGUAUAAGAGGAUGGGAACUCUGUACUCUGAGAUGAGCGUUCAUGAGCGCUCUCUGGACCUGCUCAUCGACCUGCUGCACAAGGACCAGUUGGACGAGACUGUCAACGUGGAGCCCCUGACCAGGGCUAUCAAGUACUACCAGCAACUGUACAGCAUCCACCUAUCAGAGCUGGCUGAGGACUGCACCGUGCAGCUGGGAGACCACAUCAAGUUCACCCAGAGUGCCCUGGACUGCAUGGGCGUGGAGGUGGGGCGUCUGCGGGCCUUCCUGCAGGCGGGACAGGAAGGGGCGGAUCUCUCUAUCCUGCUCAGGGAUCUGGACACUUCCUGUAGUGACAUCAGACAGUUCUGUAAGAAGAUCCGUCGUCGCAUGCCUGGAACGGACGUCCCCGGGGUGCCGGCCGCGCUGGCCUUCCCAACGCAGGUGUCGGAGGCGCUGGCGGAGGCGCGGGGCCAGCUGGGCCGCGUGGUGGCCGUGCUGCAGGAGCUGGGAGCUGCAGGAGCCCAGACGGUCGCUCCUCUGGGGGAGAGCGAGGGCCUGAGCGCCCUCAGCCUGGAGGAGGUCACCCUCAAAGCUGUCCAGCAGGUGUACGGUUGUCACGGUGAGAGCCCGCACGAGAGCCUGCGUCAGUCUUGCAGCUCUGUCAUCUCCACCAUGAACAAGAUGGCCACCGCCAUGCAGGAGGGGGAGUACGACUCUGAGAGACCCCACGGAGGACCCCCCCCGGUGGAGCUGCGUGCUGCCUCCCUCAGGGCAGAGAUCACAGACGCUGAAGGGCUGGGAGCACGUCUGGAGGACAGGGACACCGUCAUCAAGGAGGUCAAGAAGUCCCUCAAGAUCAAGGGGGAGGAGCUGAGCGAGGCCCACGUGCGUCUCAGCCUGCUGGAGAGGAAGCUGGACACGUCCACCAGGGACGCAGACGAGAGGGUGGAGAAGAUCCAGACCAGGCUGGACGACAGCCUGGCCCUGCUCAAGAAGAAGGAGAAGGAGUUUGAAGAGACCAUGGACGCCCUGCAGGCCGACAUCGACCAGCUGGAGUCUGAGAAGGCGGAGCUAAAGCAGCGUCUCACCAGCCAAUCAAAAAUGACCAUCGACGGCCUCAGGGCCCAGCCCGCCUCCGGCAUCGCCUCCAUCGUCACGGGAACGGCAGGAGCAGCUCCCCCAGCUGCAGGCUCUCUGUCUGGGGCUCUGCAGGUGGUGGACUCCCCUCUCCUCAAACAGCAGCUGGAGGCUCAGAGGCUGGGCAUCAAACACCUGAAGAACGAAAACAACAGGCUCAAGGCGGAGAAGAUGAGGGCUCAGCUGGCCUCCCUGCCCCCCCUCCACGUUCCCCACUGGCCCCCCCCCAAGGAGGGCCCCCCCCCCCCUCCAGCGCCCCCCCCUCCAAAGGGGCUGGACGGGGCUCUCUACAGGAAGACUGACCAGCUGCUGGACACUCUGCUGAGGAUGAGCGCCGGGGUCAGAGUGGUGGACAUCACCGGCAAGACCCCUGUCAGUGCCAGUGCCCAGCUGCUGGAGCAGACUGCUCGUCUGCAGAGCCUCAGAGACGCGCUGGACAGACUCAAGGGGGAGGUAGCAGAGCAUGUGGUGUCUCAGCAGCCUGGAGCCAAGGUCUCCUCUGACUUCGCCACCUUCCCAGUCUCCUCCUUCGUCAAGGCCAAGCAGGAGAAGCAGGAGGGCACAGUGUUUGUGGGGCGUGUCUCCAUCCCCUGCACCCGGGGCCAGGAGCAGGUCCACCGCCUCGUCCUAUCACAGCAGCACCUGCAGCAGGUGCACCGCCUCCUCAUGAACUAACCGCCACGCCAUUGGCCCUCGUCGCCUGAGGUCGACAGCGAGCUACACCAAUCAGAGCACAGUUGAA